Messenger RNA from Blastomyces gilchristii SLH14081, 237 nucleotides. RefSeq lists its product as uncharacterized. The transcript has a single exon. The coding region runs from base 34 to 237 and encodes 67 amino acids. Lineage: Eukaryota; Fungi; Ascomycota; Eurotiomycetes; Onygenales; Ajellomycetaceae. The record is from RefSeq and is a predicted model, not a curated record.
AAUCCACAUAUAUCAAUCAACCCAUUUUUCAAUAUGCCUCGCAACGCCCGCUGUCCUGCUGCUUCACAAGCCUGUACAAAGACUCCUACCCUGUGCCUCAGUCUCUCCAAACGACCUGUUCCAGAAGUUCUAGAUAAUGGAGAGGAUCUGGUCAAUGAUGAGAUGAAGGAGCAGGUGGAUGAGAAGGAUAUAGAGACUCAGUCUGGGGAUUCUAUAUCUGUGAAUCCCUACCCCUGA